This is a messenger RNA of Plasmodium fragile, 942 nucleotides long. RefSeq lists its product as uncharacterized. The transcript is spliced from 11 exons. NCBI's taxonomy places the organism in Eukaryota, Apicomplexa, Aconoidasida, Haemosporida, Plasmodiidae. The record is from RefSeq and is a predicted model, not a curated record. The coding region runs from base 1 to 942 and encodes 313 amino acids.
AUGACAAGGAAUAGUAGUAACUGUUACAUUAUAGUAAAAAUUUUGAAACGUAUGGACGAUUUAAUUGUUCCUAACUGUGUCCAAUUUUCGUACUUGCUCUUUUUCAUGUACGUACACUCCUCGGUUAUUUGCAAGACCCUCUUCGGUCAAACUGGUGAACAAAGUGUGAAGGGGCUGCACCCGAGGGACUCGAUUUUUUCCCCGAAGGUUUUCGUAGCAGUUAACAGACCCCGCACGAUAAAUGAUGGGGCCGAUGUGGUCCGUGCAAAGCAGAGCGAGUACCACAAUGUUGUCGACACCGCGGAGGAGCUAUUGCGUAUUAUUGCUGAGAACACACAUAUGCUACUAGGACAAGAAACCCCCAACAAGCACGGACUUAAAGCUGAAUCCGAAAUUAUAAAUGCAAACGACGAAAAUGUUUUAAAUUUGCUCUUAAACAGCAAAGAAAAGGAAUCCCAAAGGGAAAGGAAGUAUUCGGCCCCAGUUAUACUAGUUCUUCCGCAGCCCUUAACCAGACAGGAGUUAUUUUACUACGAGAAAUAUAAGCAUUUUGCUGAGGACAUUAAACACACUAAGCCUUUACUAUUAAGAGUUUCCCAUUUUGCGAAAUUGGCAGAAAUUAAAAGCAAGAAUAAGGCAGAGGCCGUUGAAGAGCUAGCCGUCGCGGAAAAAAUGGUGGAAACGUGCACCUCCAGGAUGAAUGUCAUUAACGAAGCGCUGGAGGAAAUAUCACUAGGCACAUCCACACGGGAAGACAAAAACACAAAACGGCUUAAGGACGAACGAACCUUCUUAAACCAGAAGAGACGCGUUUUGGUAUGCUAUGAAAUGUGCUUCAGGGCAAAGCAAAGAUAUGAAUCAAAAAAUAAAAAAAUUGCGAUUAAUAAAUUAGCGGUAAAAAGGGUCUUCCUAAAUAUCGUGGAAGAACUCCAAACGCGUUAA